Messenger RNA from Cylindrotheca closterium, 435 nucleotides. Lineage: Eukaryota; Bacillariophyta; Bacillariophyceae; Bacillariales; Bacillariaceae. The record is from the annotation of a GenBank genome assembly.
AUGAAGAGCCACACUGGUGCUGUAUUGACCAUGGGUAAGGGCGCCAUCAUCGCUAUCUCAACCAAGCAAAAGAUCAAUACCGACAGUUCGACUGUAGCAGAGUUGGUUGGAGUACACGAUGCACUACCUAUGAUCAUGUGGUCCAGAUACUUCAUCAUUUCACAAGGAUACGAAGUAGUCGACAACAUCAUCCACCAGGACAAUCAGAGCGCCAUGCUGCUGGAGAAGAAUGGAAGAUCAUCUUGCGGCAGGAAGACAAGAGCCCUCGACGUGCGAUACUUUUCUAUUACUGACAAGAUCAAGAGUGGAUUCAUGAGAGUACUUCACUGCCCGACAGCCAAAAUGCUGGGAGACUUCUUCACCAAGCCUACGCAGGGAACACUGUUCCGCACAUUCAGAAACCUCAUUAUGAACCCUUCCGACCAAUACUCCUAA